Molecule: messenger RNA, 5671 nt
Organism: Cygnus olor (mute swan)
Lineage: Eukaryota; Metazoa; Chordata; Aves; Anseriformes; Anatidae
Gene: PLAGL1
Product: PLAG1 like zinc finger 1
Exons: 7
Coding region: 1478-3454 (658 amino acids)
Biological process (GO): regulation of transcription by RNA polymerase II; cell fate commitment
Cellular component (GO): nucleus; cytoplasm
Molecular function (GO): DNA-binding transcription factor activity, RNA polymerase II-specific; RNA polymerase II cis-regulatory region sequence-specific DNA binding; histone deacetylase binding
Source: RefSeq, a predicted model, not a curated record
AGUUACUAUAUUUGCAGUGGCCCAAUCCUGUGGUUGUGCCCAGCAAUUUUCAGUGUGCAAUACAUUCAGAGUCAGGCUACCAGCAUGCCAGUGCGGGGUGAGAAGUACUGUGCAGUGCAUGUAAUUCCAGAAUGCCUGUUAAACUGCUAAAUUAGCUGGUAAUCUUCAUAUUCCACAUCACAAAACACAGGCGAUCCUAAAGCAAGCAUUGGGCAGGUCUGGGUGUUUUGAGGUGCUGCACGGAGACACCAGCCCAGAGUCAUCCCCAGCAAGGUGCUUAACAGGCGCAUGAAUCCAGACGUACCAAGCUGCUCCAGGCUGAAGUGGGUGGGAAAGCUAAUUAACUGAUUGCAGUGUCCUAACUCAGAUCUGCUUCCAGCUAUGGAGUCUGCUGUUUUGUCAUGUUCUCCAGGCCAGCACCCCGGUGUCCCAGGUUUUGGCUAGGCACCUUUCUGUCAACUAUUUCUUUGUGCUAGCCUUAUUUUCAGUUUCAGGGAGCGUCUCCCACGUGUGUGUUUUAAAGUUCCAUGUGAGAGUGUUAGAUUUCCGUUGUUUUGAAACCAAAUCCUCCCCCAGCAUGGACGGAGGCUGGUUGGGAGGUCAGCUCUGUGCUUGUGACGGCACCUGCAGGUGGUGGCGAGUGCCUCAGUCAAGAGCAGGGAUGUCACCACCCGUCAGCAGGGCCUUCGCCAAGCUCGUUUUGUGGUUGCCACUGCUGUCUCUGGGAAGAUUUGAUCAUGAGCCUUCCCAGUCAGGCCACUUCAAACCAAACCACCUGCUUGCAUGGCAGCAGGGUUUAACUGACAGGAUACCAGUGACGGAUUUGGAGGCAGGUUCAAGGGAGGCCUGUUGUGUCCUUCUCCCCUGCUUUCUGCUCCUCGCCUACCCGCUGCCUGCCCCGGGGCCUCCACAGUGGCACUGCCCCGGGAGGGCUGCAAGGUUUGCUCAGUAGCUGGGCAUUCAGGCGAUGAAUCACAGAGGCAUGGCAGGGAGUGAUAAGGUCGUGUACUUUAUGAUUAGAUACAUCCUCCCUUUAACAGCGGCUCUUUGUCUCCCUUUUGCUUUUGGUAAUGUUUUUCAGCUAUUUGCAUACAACAACUCUCCAAGCAGGAGCUGUGCAACUUGAAACAAAGUCGCUAUUAUUCUAGGGUGUGAGGAUUGCGGUAAGAGCCUUCUAGGAGAAUGCAAACUCCAUGGACCACUCAUCAAGGCUAAAGACAGGGUUAUUCCUAGCCGAGCCCGUCUUACCCUACCUCAUUACCUUACUUUGCGAGUGUUGGAGCUGCGAGCUGGAAAUCAGCAGAUCCUUGGAGUAUUUGCAAAGAAAGUAAUACAGAAGAGAACACAGUUUGGUCCUUAUGUUGGUCAACUGUCUACAAAACUGACCCGCUAUGAUGAGAGUAGGCUAGUCCUUCAGGUGUUGAAAGAUGGAGGGAAGUACUUUCUGGACACUCCCAAUGAAGACUGUGGAAACUGGAUGAUGUUUGUCCGGCUAGCCCGGAACCAAGAAGAACAGACCCUUGUGGCUUAUCAGCACUGUGGAGAAGUCUACUUCACGACUGUUAAGCCAAUUGAACCCCACACAGAACUGAAAGUAUGGUAUGCUGCCGAUUAUGCCAAAUUUAUGGAAGCUUCUGCAGUCUUUAUUAAAGAAGAAUCUGAUGUCUGUCCGUUGCCUCCAGUAGCAAAAGAGCCCGUAGACCCUUGGAUAUGCUCCAGUUGUAGAAGCGCUUUUGCAACUUUUGCUCUGCUGGAAUCUCACCAGUGCAUCAAUAAAGACCGAGUCCUUACCACAAGGUUCAGACCACCAAAUAAAUUGGGAUCCGUAAAAGCAAAAAACAAACUUAAAGGGAAACUGAGAGGAUCUGCAUUAGGCAAAAGCAUCACUCAGUGCUAUGGGACCAUUUCAUGUUCCUCUGCUGCAAAGCUUAGUUGUGCCAGCUCAGGAAACACUUGUGAUGCUCUUGUGAGGUUUAUACCUAAAUGGAGAAAUGGCCGGUCUUCACUGUUGAAGGGAAAAGAAGUGAAGCAGCCAGACAGUUACUCUUGCCGACUUUGUGGGAAGAUAUUUGAUUCCAUUGAAAAGCUCACAGUCCACACUUACGCGCACAAAGGGGAGCGCCCCUACAAGUGUUCACAGCACGGAUGCACAAAAGCCUUCAUUUCCAAAUAUAAACUGCUCAGGCACUCAGCCACUCAUUCUCCACAGAAAUCUCACCAGUGUGGCUACUGUGAAAAGACCUUUCAUAGGAAAGACCAUCUAAAGAAUCACCUUCAGACUCAUGACCCUAACAAGAUGGCCUUCAAGUGUGAAGAGUGUGGCAAGAAGUACAACACCAAGCUAGGUUAUAAGAGACACUUGGCUCUUCAUGCAGCCACCAGUGGGGACCUUACCUGUAGGGUGUGUGCCCAGGAGUUUGGCGGUACUGAAGUUUUGUUGGAACACCUCAAAAGUCAUGCAGGGAAACCAACUGGCAAUACCAAGGAAAAGAAACAUAAGUGUGACCACUGUGAGCGUCACUUCUAUACCCGUAAAGAUGUGCGACGUCACAUGGUGGUUCACACGGGUUGCAAAGACUUUCUAUGCCAGUUUUGUGCCCAAAGGUUUGGGCGGAAGGACCACUUGACUCGCCAUACUAGGAAGACUCAUCCACAAGAACUGCUGAAGAGCAGGUUGCAGAAUGGUGACUCAGUAGGUCUCCUUGACCAACUUUUUCCAUUCAGACUGAAGGAAGAUGCCAGCAUACCAUCCCCUUUUCCUGAAAGAGCCUCUGCGCAGAAUGGAGUUUUGAAUAGUCCAGAACCAGAGGAAUACAACUGUUCACAUCUUCAUCCCCAGCCAAGCUUACAAACUGCUCUUCCUCUUGAACCUUCUCCUCAUUUGCAAAGGAUGGGCUGUGCAGACAGCCUUGCAGCUGUCCAUCCCACACCGUGCUCAACAGCCAUUCCUGCCAACCUGAACCUUCAUCAGUCUAAUAAGUAUGACCUUAGUUCUACCUCAUUUGCAGCAGGAUCCCUCAAAAAUCUUCCAAUCAGAGUGGAUGUUAAAGGUUACAACGUCCAUCUUCUAGAGGACCUGCCAUUACCAGAACCUCAGUCUCUCCACAAAAUCAGUCUGGAAGAAGCUUCCUCAGGGCCUGUAGGUGAUAUUCACAAGUACGCAGUGCACAAGGAGACAGAGACAGCAGCUGAAACUACCAGCAUGCCUUUCAUGGAUCUCACUCAUGUGAUGAGUUUCUGGCAACUCCCACCAGGUGACAACCAGAACACUACUGGGGACAUCACAAUGGCAUUUGGUCCAGAGGAGCCAUCACAUAGGCUGAAUGGCCAACAGCAAGGUCUACAGCUAGCAACUGGUGGCAUGGCCAUAAACCAGCUGCAUCAUUUUCCUCGCUCCUUUCCAUCCACUACAAAUUCUGUAACAUUGCCUCAUUUUCAUCAUGCCUUCAAAUAACUAUGCCUUUUAAAAAAAAAAAAAAGACUGAUUUACUUAAAUCUGUUAGGAGAGGGUUUUUUUGUUUGUUUGUUUUCAUUUUGUUUUAAGAAAAACUGUCCCAAAUGUUUUUUAAAGCAUGUUAUGAACAUGGUAGUUCAAUUCAGAAUGUUAAUAAACAAGAAGCUCUAUUUUUCAUACUACUAUUAGUUUUUAGCAUAUGACAAUAGUAGGACUAACAUAUUUCCCUCAACAUCCUCUGUACUUUUGUUUCUUACCUUUCAAACAAACAGCUGAAUAAAUAUCUUCAAUAACAGCAAAGCAUCAUAACAGGCACAAUGAAACUUUGGCUGCUGCAGUAGGAGAAAUAGGGUUAGGGUGAAUGGGAAGAAGGGGGAAAUCACAGAAAAAUAACUUUAAUGAGCCAAGAAUCACAAUAAGUGUAUACACAUGGAAACCUUAAUAUGAACAAGUUAUCGGUGUGAUCUAGAUUUCUGUUAAGCACUUAAUUACUGAAUUUUAGGAAUCUUUAAUUUAAAUCCAAAUAAUUCCAAGAAUAAAUCUUAUCUCCUUGUUUCACUCUUUUAAAAUGAAGAAAAUUACUGUUGUGAUUAUGUUUAACUAGUUUUUUUUUUUUUCCUGAAGCACACUUCAGCUGUGUGCAUCGCCUGCAUUAUUUCUAUGGCUGGAAAUAACUACCACUGCUGCAUGACUGUGCCAGAGCAGCUGUCUUGUAUGGGUGUGGUUUUCGGAAUGGGAAGUGAAUUUUCUCAAAGGUUAGAGCAAACAUUAAUUUUCACUUAGAACAUGAUCAUCUAGCAAGAUACAGGAACCUGGGUCUCACGCUAGCAAAGCACUUAAGCAUUUGCUUAAAUUUAAGCACGUGUAAUCCCAUUGGGUCAACAGCUUGCCUGAUUUAACACUCAAUAAAAAAAUAAUGCUUCCUACCUAAGGGGCCUUUAUUCACCUUUUGUUGAUUUUUUUAAAAAAUGGCUUUUGUUUAGCAUGGGAAAUUAUUCUUAAUCAUAGCUGUCUGAGACAUGGACUCCUUGACAGAAAGCCAGCCCUGGCAAGGCAGCCCGCCUCCAUCCAAGCUUAACCUCUGUUGAGUCAGUGGUAGGUCCCCAUGCAGGAGGCUUGUGGUAGUUACCUCAGGCUGUGCCCUGUUCUAAACCACAGGUUGUGGCCCUGCCUCAAAAGCAUCUUACGAAGUUAGUAGGUAUGGUAGUGGUCAAAGCCAUCUUAAUCAUGUUUGUUUUGCUCAAUAGUAUUUGGGCAGUUAGAAUUGGGCUUUCAGCCUGUGUUUCUUCCAAAGCAGCUUCACAGGGACUUCUCUUUGUUUCAUGUGGUAAAUUGUCCUUGUAUGUUUCCAGUUUCCAGCUGGAAACUGGUGUGACAGUCCCAUCACCUGACCGAUAUGUUAGCAGAAAUUGCAAAAAAAAAAAAAAAAAAAAAUCACAUCUCCCAGUAGAUGACAUUAAAUAAUAAAUAGAUAAAUAAAAAGCCUUCCGAAUUUACUUUCUUGCCUGACCCAUACUUAAAAAAAUAAUAAUAAUCCCAUUCUACUGUAUGAUGCCAUUACUAGUGGAUUUUGUCACAGCUGAAACAGAUGCAGAAUUUCUGAAUCUGAAUACACAAUCUCUUCCAUUAAAUUAAAAGGUAAUUAAUUGUACCUAAUGAUCAUUACAGAUAAACCAUGAAACAAGUUUGUUCUUGUCUCCCCCAUUAAUCACAGAAAUAUUUCCAGAUAGCUUCUAAUAAAAACUAUUUUUAAAAUGAUUGUUAUUUUGCUUUUAAAGAACUACAAUGACAGAUAUUAAUAUUUUUACAAGUUUAUGAUUAUUUGGAUUAUGGACAGGUGGUAUUAUUGCAGUUUGUGCAAGACUAUGUUCUUCAGAUCCAUUUUUAUUUCAAAUGUUUUUGGCAUAGAACAAAACAAAAGGAAUUUAAAAAUCAUUUGAAUUAUGAGAAUAGCAGUAGAAAAAGUGGGUAGCUGCACAUUCAUGUCCAGCUAGCAGUUACUUAAAUUACAAGUGUCAGAAUAGUGAAAAAGUCUAAAACAAUGUUACAUGCACAAUUUACAACUCAUCUCAUAAUUUUAUCUAGAUGUGGAAAGGUGUGUUUAUAUUCAUUUGCUGCAUUGUUUUCCUUGUUCAUGCAACUUGUACUCAGUUGCCUUUGUUCAAGCAUGUGUAUUUGUGGGAAAAAAAAAAAACAAAAACACAACACAUUCUUGUA